GCCUGCAUGGUGCAUCACACAAUCUGCAACCAUUACGUAUUAUACUCAUCCCCACUCUAAUCUUACAAGUGCCGAAUUACUCAAUCCGAAUAAAUUCUCCACAUAUCUCCCUUCCAAAAACAAGGUUCUCUCAUGAUAGUACCCAAUUCACUCGUUGCAUUGCACCCCUGAGCGAAAUUUUGGAUGCUUCUCCCUGGAAAACAUUUAUUCUCCCACGCCAAAUUUCCCACCAAAAGCCAACCUCGUCUCCCAGGUAAGGUAGCGCAUGGCCACCCGUAAAGAUUAGGCCUAAUAAUUGGCAGAGAGCCGGGCCGGGCAAUCCAUCGCCAUUGCCGCCCCUCGCGCAGUCGCAUAUCCUCCGUCUCGCCGACUGGGCCUGCACAAUUCAUCUUCCCGCACAUAUAUAAAGCUUCUCACCCUCCUGAGCUCCCACGCCGAGUUCUCUCUUCCAGAGACGGACAGAGAGAGAAAGUGAGUUCCAGCGAAGCAGCCAGCAGCCCGCCACGCCUUCCUCCUUCCUCUCGCGGAUUCAGAGCUCCAGACCUCCUCCGUGUCCGUGGGUGCGAAGCGGCGCAACGGCGGCGGCGGCGACAGCGAAAGCGUGAUCGCCUUCCCGGGAGCGGGAAGCUCGAGUUGAGCGGCGGCGCAACGGCCGCCGAUGGGACCAAUGGAGCCGCGCUACCGUCCCGCCGGCGCCCCUGAGGAUACAACUAAGAGAAGGACCUCUAAAAGCAAAAGCUUCAAAGAUGUCGAAAAUUUUGAAGUUCUUGUCAUUGAAAAGAACUGUGGUUGCAAGUUCAAAUCUUUGAAGAUCAUGAUCAUAGCUAUCAUUUCUGCAACAGUUCUUACCCUUAUAACCCCAACCUUGUAUGAGCACCAAUUGCAGUCAGCCUCCCGGUUUGUGGACGUCGGUUGGAUGUGGGACAAAACAAGUUCUGACCCGCGAUAUGCUUCAUCUGUUGAUGUUCAGUGGGAUGAUGUACAUAGAGCACUCAGAAAUCUAAAAAGUGGUAAUCAAGAUCUCAAAGUUGGACUCUUGAAUUUUAACAGCACCGAGUAUGGCUCCUGGACACAGUUGUUGCCGGACAGCCAUGUUUCCAUAAUAAGACUUGAGUAUGCCAAGGACAGCAUUACUUGGCAGACACUGUAUCCUGAAUGGAUCGAUGAGGAGGAAGAAACUGAGAUACCCUCUUGUCCAUCUCUCCCAGAGCCCAAUGUUCGAAAAGGUGUACGCUUUGAUGUCAUUGCAGUGAAACUUCCUUGUACCCGUGUUGCGGGUUGGUCAAGAGACGUUGCACGGCUCCAUUUGCAGCUCUCAGCAGCAAAAUUGGCUGUGGCCUCUUCGAAGCUCAAUCACAAGGUCCAUGUGCUUUUUGUAAGUGACUGCUUCCCAAUUCCUAAUCUCUUCCCGUGCAAGAACCUUGUGAGACAUGAAGGCAAUGCUUGGUUAUAUAGUCCUGACUCGAAAGCAUUAAGGGAAAAGCUCAGGCUUCCAGUCGGAUCUUGUGAGCUUGCUGUUCCUCUCAAAGCAAAAUCAAGACUUUUCUCAGUAGAUCGACGAAGAGAAGCAUAUGCAACAAUACUGCAUUCAGCAAGUGAGUAUGUCUGCGGUGCUAUCUCAGCAGCACAAAGCAUUCGCCAAUCAGGAUCAACUAGGGAUCUGGUCAUCCUUGUUGACGAGACCAUAAGUGAUCACCACCGGAGAGGAUUGGAGUCUGCAGGGUGGAAGGUCAGAAUAAUCCAAAGAAUCAGGAAUCCGAAAGCUGUGCGUGAUGCUUACAACGAGUGGAACUACAGCAAGUUCAGGUUGUGGCAGCUGACUGACUACGACAAGAUCAUCUUCAUCGACGCUGACCUCCUCAUCCUACGGAAUGUUGACUUCCUGUUCGCAAUGCCAGAGAUCACCGCGACUGGCAACAAUGCAACGCUCUUCAACUCCGGUGUCAUGAUCAUAGAGCCUUCCAACUGCACGUUCCAGCUGCUGAUGGACCACAUCAACGAGAUCACGUCGUACAAUGGCGGCGACCAAGGUUACCUGAACGAGAUUUUCACAUGGUGGCACCGCAUCCCCAAGCACAUGAACUUCCUGAAGCACUUCUGGGAGGGCGACAGCGAGGAGAUGAAGGCGAAGAAGACACAGCUGUUCGGCGCCGAUCCCCCGGUCCUCUAUGUUCUCCACUACCUGGGCCUGAAGCCGUGGCUGUGCUUCAGGGACUAUGACUGCAACUGGAACAACCCCCCGAUGCGCGAAUUCGCUAGUGACGUCGCGCACGCCCGGUGGUGGAAGGUGCACGACAGGAUGCCCCGGAAGCUCCAGUCCUACUGCCUCCUGAGGUCACGGCAGAAGGCCGGGCUGGAGUGGGACCGGAGGCAGGCUGAGAAGGCCAACUCUGAAGAUGGCCAUUGGCGCCGCAACAUCACUGACCCCAGGCUGAAGACCUGCUUUGAGAAGUUCUGCUUCUGGGAGAGCAUGCUCUGGCAUUGGGGCGAGAACAAUAACAGGACGAAGGGCAGCCCCGCGACGGUGACGACGGCGAGCUUGGCAAGCUCAUGAUCUGUACAUAUAAAAACAAGCAACUUCCCAUAAGGCAACCAUACAUGCAUAGCAAUAGUUUGUAUAGGUACCUGUGCUUCUUAGGUCUUUGCUAUACAAAAUACACCCCUCCCUGUUGCUGUCAUGGCUGCAGCUCUAUGUCAGCUGCCGGCCUGCCUCGAUGGCUAACGAUUCUUUUGGGUUGGCUGAGAUAAUAAGUUACUUUUACAUGUAAAUUUCCCUGCUGAAAUUCUGUGAGCGUGAGUGAGAAAUGCAUUUGUACAGGGCGCCAGUUAUAAGCGGUUACUGCAUGGAAAAAUAUGGCUAGUUGUAUAGUGUA
Messenger RNA from Panicum virgatum (switchgrass), 2873 nucleotides. Its product is annotated as UDP-glucuronate:xylan alpha-glucuronosyltransferase 1-like. Gene Ontology annotation, biological process: xylan biosynthetic process. The record is from RefSeq and is a predicted model, not a curated record. Gene Ontology annotation, molecular function: glycosyltransferase activity. NCBI's taxonomy places the organism in Eukaryota, Viridiplantae, Streptophyta, Magnoliopsida, Poales, Poaceae. Bases 659 to 2554 code for a protein of 631 amino acids. The transcript is spliced from 5 exons.